AUGGAGUCGAGAAUCGUAAGUAUACAAACCGAAAGCUCUGUUCAAACAAAUAAACUAAGUAACAGAUAUUUCGGUUCGUUAUUGUUCAACCUUGGAGCUUUCGCCCUGCCGGCACUAUACAGCACCCUUAGCAAGCUCUGGAUCGCGAACAUCGACUCAAAACAAGUGGUCACGACAGAUAUCUAUACAUACAUUGGAAUAAUCGUGGAAGUGCUGAAUGAGGGUCUACCGCGUUCUGCAUGGCUUGUGAUCGGCGACAAGUCCACGCGAAAUAUGAACUCACGGCUGAAUCUCGCUUACACGAUGAUCCUGGUGCAAAGCGCGCUUGGGAUAUUGAUGACGGUGAUAUUUUUGGCUACCUCCAAGACACUGGCCGCGGGGUUUGUACCAAUCGAAGUCCGGAAGACCUCCAUUACCUACGUGCGACUGUCGUCUGUACAGGCCGUGACAUCGGCGGUCGAAGCCGCUUUGUCGGCGUCAACCAGGGCGCUGGAUAAUCCCGACGUGCCGUUGAUUAUUAGUUCGACUAAAAUUCUUGUCAAUAUCGUGUUGGACUUAAUAGUUAUUUCGAAGGCCCACGUCGGUGGCUGGACACCUACGAUUGUCAUGCAGGGUGUCAUUCGCUUGGUUUGUGAUAGCGUGUCUGCGUUAGCCGGGUUGAUUUACUUUCUCACAGUCGUUGUCAGGCGCUGUCAGAGGGAAUCGCGCAAUCCGAGGAGACUAAAAUUCAGCUUGUCAGCUCUGAUGGUCCUCAUUAAACCAAGCGUUUACACUUUUGCAGAAUCGGCGGUUCGGAAUGCGAUCUAUCUGUGGCUGGUGCACAGAAUCAUCUUGCUAGGAAGUGAUUAUGCAACAGCAUGGGGUGUAUUCAACACAAUUCGUUGGGGGCUCGUCAUGGUUCCCGUACGGGCAUUGGAGGCUUCGACUCUAGCCUUCGUAGGCCACAAUUGGGGACGUUUCCGUGCUCGUAGUGACACUGAACACCCUCGGGCAACCAGAAAAGAUCUUCUUGAAAUAAUGCGGCCGGCAAUUCGUGCCUGCGUGGUUGCUUUGGUAUUCGAGACCGUCUUAUGCAUCGCAUUAUCACUGCGUGGGAUAGAAGAAUUCGCUCAUUAUCUUUCUGGGUCUAGGACUGUGGCAAGUAUUACCCAAACGAUGUGGAAGAAUAUUGACUGGACGUACAUCUUCUAUGGGUUGAAUUGUCAGAUUGCGGCUAUUCUACUUGCGACGUCGCCGAGGUGGUACCUCUACCAAUCACUUGGAUCCAAUCUGCUUUGGAUGCUGCCAUGGGCGAUUGUAGUAACCGUUAAAUCCCUACCAAGCUCCUCAGCAUGGACGUUCUAUGCAAUCAUCUUUGGUGGAGCUCUUGUUUUCGACGUGAUUUAU
Messenger RNA from Penicillium paradoxum, 1386 nucleotides. RefSeq lists its product as uncharacterized. The record is from RefSeq and is a predicted model, not a curated record. The annotation marks the transcript as partial. The transcript has 3 exons. Lineage: Eukaryota; Fungi; Ascomycota; Eurotiomycetes; Eurotiales; Aspergillaceae.